Messenger RNA from Penaeus vannamei (Pacific white shrimp), 607 nucleotides. Its product is annotated as cuticle protein CP14.6. The record is from RefSeq and is a predicted model, not a curated record. NCBI's taxonomy places the organism in Eukaryota, Metazoa, Arthropoda, Malacostraca, Decapoda, Penaeidae. Gene Ontology annotation, cellular component: chitin-based extracellular matrix. Gene Ontology annotation, molecular function: structural constituent of chitin-based larval cuticle.
ACCACCACCGAGAAACUCGAUCAAUAUGAAAUUCUUCGUCUUCGCCCUCCUCGUCGCCGUGGCCUGUGCCGACCGGCUGUACGAGGCCCCAGCGGCUCGUGCUGCCUCCGACGAGAUCGCCAUCCUGAGGGACGACCGCGUGAUCGAGGACGACGGAAGGUACAACUUCGACGCGGAGACUGCCAACGGCAUCGUCUUUUCCGAGUCUGGCUCUCCUGUAGGAGACGAGGGAGCCAUCAACAGUGCCGGAUCCUUCUCGUACACCGCUCCUGACGGCACUGAAGUCCACCUUCAGUACGUAGCUGACGAGAACGGCUUCCAGCCCCAGGGCGCCCACCUGCCCGUGGCUCCCGAGUUCCCCCACCCGAUCCCUCAGUUCGUCCUCGACCAGAUCGCCUUCGCCGCCGAGGAGGACGCCCGCCAGGCCCGCGGAGAGGUCUCCCGCUCCUAUGGUGCGCCUCAGGAUGACUAAAUAUGUUUAGCGGAUAUACCCUUCGAUAGCCGAUUUUUAUUAAUUCACUGCAUUUUCACGUGGCAGAUUAUACCAAUCUGUCGUCAUAGUUUAGUCUAAUUUAUCGUUGUACAAAUACAUGUGACUUCAUCUUCA